Messenger RNA from Aspergillus alliaceus, 1657 nucleotides. RefSeq names its product urease accessory protein UreD. NCBI's taxonomy places the organism in Eukaryota, Fungi, Ascomycota, Eurotiomycetes, Eurotiales, Aspergillaceae. The transcript has a single exon. The record is from RefSeq and is a predicted model, not a curated record. The coding region runs from base 396 to 1463 and encodes 355 amino acids. Gene Ontology annotation, molecular function: nickel cation binding.
CAUGCCGUAAUGAAAACCUCCUCCUUCAUCAUCGUGGCAUGUCUUUUACCAUCUCCAGCGCAACAUUGGAGGAGCCAAGACUGCAAAUUCAAUGGUCGACACACAGCCGUGAGACCCCCGCUUCUCAGCAAUCAUUCAAGGGGCCUGCAGGAUCAGCCGAUCGGACACAUUGGCUGUUGUUUGGCUGCCCCGGAAAAUCAGACGGAUCCAAAAAAAUGUGUCCAUUCCCCAUGACGCCAUUUUACAGAUAUUUCUAUUGAUCCUGUGUAUGGGGGUAUAUCAUGCCGUGAACAGCCACAUCUUCGGUCUCCUUUCCUCCCUCCACUCUCUUAUUACCGUCUUACUUCCCUCUCUUUUUCUUGGUGAUCUUCUUUCCCGCAGAUCACUUUCUAAAAAUGCCCAUAAAAUCACCCUUCCAGGCGUCCAUCGCUAAACCUGGCCAAGGCAAUGUCGUCCUUUCAUUACUGCCUCCUUCGAACCCUACCUUGACAACUCUGACUUACAAGUACCCACUCAAACUCCUCACAAGAGCUCCCGGCUAUGUACCUGUGUCCUCAGCGCUGUCAUGUCCUGUUUCGCGACCAGUCCAUCUCUACCUUCUCACCUAUGGCGGAGGUCUUCUCCCAGGUGACCACAUCGACGUCUCGAUCAAACUGGAGCCACAAACAAGAAUGGUCGUAACAACACCACAAGGAAGCACCAAGAUCUUCAAAACAGAACCCAACUCAAGCAUCAAGGGACGGCGAGCCCCAGGACGAGUCCUAUCAGACAAGAGCCGACAAACAAUAAACGUACAGAUUGAACGGGAAGCGGCGCUAUGUUACCUCCCGGAUCCAGCGGUACCAUACAAGGACAGCCGGUACGAACAAGUCCAGACAUUCACAGUCGACACGACAACGAAGGAUUCGCAACGAAGCAGCCUCUGCAUGCUAGACUGGGUAACGCAAGGGCGCACAUCACGAGGCGAGAACUGGGACUUCCACCUCUGGAAAGGCAAAAAUGAAAUCUGGACUGUCGACGAAUCAGGCAACAAAAGGCUUCUGCUCCGUGACUCGCUCAUCCUCGACGAGGAGCUGGACGAGGGCCGCUUAGAGAACGGGGACGAGACGCUAAAUCGCAGCGGCCUGAUCCGAGAGCGUACUCGGCCCCAUGGGAUUGUGGGCACACUGAUUCUGUACGGCCCUGUCUAUGAGCGCUUAGCCUCUUUCAUCAUGGACCGGUUUACGUCGCAGCCACGGAUUGGAGGGAGGGAUUGGUCGUCCUCGGCCCCCGCGGCCGUGGAAUCGCCCCCGAACUUCGAUUCGAAGGUCACAUUCACUGCCGCGCGCGUGAGAGCCGGGUUUGUCCUAGUCAAGUUUGGUGCUGGUGAUUUUGAGACCGCUAAGGACUGGCUGGGUAAUAUUCUCCGCGAAGAGGGGACUGUCCUUCAUGAAUUUGGGGAGGAGGCUUUGUGUUGUUUAUGAUAUCACUGGCUAUUUUUGAUUUACGUACUUGUUCAAUCUAAGGGCAAUAGUUUUGGCCCGUUGCAUGCAGAUAGACCGCCAGAAAGCGACCCAAAAAAAUACUGUGGAGGUCUACGGCCUAUCAGAUGAUACCCAAAUUGGAUCAUGUAUGAUCUUAUUUCUUUUACAUAUACGAGUACAACAAAUUCAACCAU